CAAAUUGAAAUACGUCGUGUUGCAAACGUCAACAUAAAUUUCGUUUAUUUCCCCUGUUUACUAAUCCUAAAAUUAUUAUUGUAAGAAUUUAAAUUAAUAAAAUAAUAAUAACUUCAGAUGUUAAAAUGAACCGCACUGAAGGCUUAGUGCAACGAAAACACGUCGUCAAAGAAAAUUCCGAUGGUUCUGUGAAAGAAAAUCAGGAUGCAGAUGAUAAGAAGAAUGAUAAAAUAUUUGAUGACGGAGAUUCAAAGGAAACGCGAUUAACAUUGAUGGAAGAAGUUUUACUUUUAGGACUAAAAGAUAAAGAAGGUUAUACAUCAUUUUGGAAUGACUGCAUUUCUAGUGGACUUAGAGGUUGCAUCUUGAUUGAAUUGGCAUUAAGAGGUCGCAUAGAAUUAGAAAGAGUUGGUAUGAGGCGUAAAGGUUUAUUGUCAAGAAAAGUUAUUGUAAAAAGUGACACACCUACAGGUGAUGUACUAUUAGAUGAAGCCUUAAAACACAUGAAGGACACAGAUCCCCCAGAAUCAGUUCAAAGCUGGAUAGAAUACCUGAGUGGUGAAACAUGGAAUCCAAUGAAGCUGAAAUAUCAAUUGAAAAAUGUCCGAGAAAGGCUUGCCAAAAACCUAGUCGAGAAAGGGGUUUUAACAACUGAAAAGCAAAAUUUCUUACUAUUUGAUAUGACAACUCACCCUCUCACAGACAAUACCAUCAAAUGCCGCUUAGUUAAAAAGGUACAAGAAGCGGCACUGCGUCGCUCAAUAACAGACGUGGCUCACGCGGACAAAAGAUCGCUCGCGCUCUUAAUGCUUGCACAUUCCGCUGACGUACUCGAAAACGCGUUCGGACCACUCUCAGAUGAAGACUACGAACUAGCCACGCGGCGUGUACGCGCAUUAUUAGAUCUAGACUUCGAGGCUGAAGCUAUGCGCCCAGAGGCCUGCGAUAUUAUGUGGGCAGUGUUCGCCGCGUUCACCAAAUAAAAUGAAUAGGAAUACAAUUCAAAAUUAUUUUUUUGUGACAAAAUAGACUAUUGUGAAAAUCACAAAUUCGUAUAUACGUCAAACCAGUAUUAAAUUCAACAAUAUUUA
Pieris brassicae (large cabbage white) is the source of this 1091-nucleotide messenger RNA. RefSeq names its product Golgi phosphoprotein 3 homolog sauron (gene sau). The coding region runs from base 126 to 983 and encodes 285 amino acids. The record is from RefSeq and is a predicted model, not a curated record. NCBI's taxonomy places the organism in Eukaryota, Metazoa, Arthropoda, Insecta, Lepidoptera, Pieridae. Gene Ontology annotation, cellular component: Golgi cisterna; trans-Golgi network; cytosol. Gene Ontology annotation, molecular function: phosphatidylinositol-4-phosphate binding. The transcript is spliced from 5 exons. Gene Ontology annotation, biological process: Golgi to plasma membrane protein transport; Golgi organization; Golgi vesicle budding.